AUGCAACUCGGUCUCUCGGAAAGCCUGUCCGCGCUGGUCGCGCGGCGCUUUAUUGCCGCCAAAGAAGGCGGUGAUCUUGUUUUCUCCCAGACACAUUUGUCCCUGAUUACGGCUGCAGGGAUACCGUAUCAACUCCGCUAUUGUCCCGCUCUAGGAAAGAAACCAUCAAACCUGAAACCCGAAACCACCUUACCAAGACCAAAGUUCGAUCCCUUCGAAAACCCCUCACCAGAGCUUCUAAUCGCGCACUUCCCGCCCGAGAACCCCUCCCACGCUCUCGUGUUGAACAAGUUCCCCGUGAUUCCAAAUCACUUCAUCCUCUCAACCAAAGAAUGGAGAGCACAAACAGAUCUCCUCGAGAAAGCAGAUCUCGAAGCCGCAUACGAGUGUCUACGAACAUGGGGUCAGGAUGACAACACCACAACCGGACCAGCACCAAGGCGUCUAUUCGCCUUCUUCAAUUCCGGCGAAGACAGUGGCGCAAGUCAACCUCAUCGACAUCUCCAAUUCCUUCCUGUCGAGGCAAUGCGCCAACCCGAAACCGAAGGCUGGCACCCUCUAAUCGACGUCCUAACCGCACACGCGCAAUCGCAUCCCGGAUCUUCAACAUUCCAAUACCUCCCCCACCUCCCCUUCGCGCACUUCGCCCUCCCACUCCCUAAAAAUCCCUCCGCAGAUACCCUUCAAUCCAUCUACAUAUCACUCUACUGCGCUGCAGUCGCCGCCACAGAAGGUCGAGACCCGAGGCAAGGACCUACAGAGCCCGCUUUGUCUAUUGAUGGUCCAUCAGCGAUAAGCUACAACCUUGCCAUGACGCUCUCAACAAUGAUGAUUGCUCCACGUCGAUCAGAGACGGCGAAGAUCCCAAUGGAUCCUAUUGCGGCGGGUGAUAUCGUUGACCCGGGUGUGCUUUCAUUGAAUGGAACUAUCCUUGCGGGUACGUUGAUGGUUAAGGCGGAGGCGGAGUGGGAUGCUUUACGAUCGAAUCCUGAGAAUCUCAGUCGAGUUUUGAGGGAUGUGGGAUUCUCGAGAGUUGAUUCUUAUGGGAAUUCGGUUUUAUGA
This is a messenger RNA of Penicillium malachiteum, 1062 nucleotides long. RefSeq lists its product as uncharacterized. NCBI's taxonomy places the organism in Eukaryota, Fungi, Ascomycota, Eurotiomycetes, Eurotiales, Aspergillaceae. Gene Ontology annotation, biological process: nucleotide metabolic process. Gene Ontology annotation, molecular function: ATP:ADP adenylyltransferase activity; ATP binding. The coding region runs from base 1 to 1062 and encodes 353 amino acids. The transcript has 2 exons. The record is from RefSeq and is a predicted model, not a curated record.